GAGAUGAAGAAGAAUCCCAGUGCUCUGUCGUCACUAUUUACCACAAACACAAAGUCAUAAAGCCCGCAUAUUUCUACAGUUUCUCUUCUUAAAAUUUGAUUUGAACCCUAACCAUACUCACAUACUUCUAGCCGUAUGUCUAACCUUGAAUUAAGACCAAAGAGCGAAUUUUGUUUUGACCAACUUUGUGGCUGUGGUUACUAGUGAAAACCCAGCCCUCGAAUGAAAGGACAGCGUAUUUACGUAGCACGCUCAAUAGCUAAGUUGAUUUGCGAGCGGGAGAUUUUUGUUCAAGGAAAGCAAGAGAAACUGGUGCAAUGUGGCAUCAGUGCCAGUGACCUAAAGAAACUGGAGGAUGCAGGGUUCCACACCAUUGAGGCAGUGGCCUAUGCCCCCAAGAAGGAGCUGCUCAACAUCAAGGGGAUCAGUGAAGCCAAAGCAGACAAAGUCCUGGCUGAAGCUGCCAAACUAGUGCCCAUGGGCUUUACCACAGCAACAGAGUUCCACCAACGCAGAGCUGAAAUCAUCCAGAUCUCCACUGGGUCCAAAGAGCUGGACAAGCUGUUACAGGGUGGGAUAGAGACGGGCUCCAUCACAGAGAUGUUUGGAGAGUUCCGGACAGGAAAGACGCAACUGUGCCACACCCUUGCAGUCACCUGUCAGUUGCCCAUUGACCAGGGUGGUGGAGAGGGCAAAGCCAUGUACAUUGACACUGAGGGGACCUUCAGACCAGAGAGGUUACUGGCUGUAGCAGAGAGGUAUGGACUUGUUGGGAGUGACGUUCUGGACAACGUAGCCUACGCUAGAGCCUUUAACACAGACCACCAGACCCAGCUGCUUUACCAAGCCUCAGCCAUGAUGGCAGAGUCUAGGUAUGCCAUGCUGAUAGUGGACAGUGCCAUGGCCCUCUACAGGACAGACUACUCAGGGAGGGGAGAGCUUGCUGCACGGCAAGGCCACCUGGGACGCUUCCUGAGAAUGCUGCUGAGGCUAGCAGAUGAGUUUGGCGUUGCCGUAGUGAUAACCAAUCAGGUGGUGGCCCAGGUAGACGGUGCUGCUAUGUUCUCGGCAGACCCUAAAAAACCCAUCGGAGGCAACAUCAUGGCACAUGCGUCCACUACACGACUGUACUUGAGGAAAGGCCGUGGGGAGACGAGGAUCUGCAAAAUCUAUGACUCGCCCUGCCUCCCUGAGUCUGAAGCCAUGUUUGCCAUCAACGCAGACGGGGUGGGUGAUGCCAAGGACUGAGCUCAGCUGGAACCAUGCCAAGGGGUGAGAGCAUGGCUGUAUUUCAUGAGGCCAUGCCCCUCACCCGCCACUGUAGACUUGCACAAUGGCAGCUCUUUUAUGCUGUGUACACUUCCCCUGAGGUAAGGGCUAAUAUGGGAGAUGCUGGCCAUAAUGGGUACUUUGCAUGGAGUGUUGUCUAUUGCCCUGAGGAACAUGCUUAGGCCAACACUGUAUACAGAUCUGUAUGGCCCUAUGAAGCUUUGAGAACCAGAGUGAGCUCAGCUUCACAAAUGUGUGGAAUUUUUUUCACCAACCCAAUAGACUUAAGAUAAUACAAGAAGAAUUAACUCCACUGGAGGAUAUGGACUUAUUAUUUAAGAAAUGUGUUGUACUGUGACUUCGGUGUUUCAAGGAUGUCUAGUUUUCUACAAGUGUUCUUCAUUACAACCAUUGUUUGGAUUUGACGUUCCCACUGUAUAUCAGAUCUAUUCUAUUAUUAAGAGCAGAUGUUUGAGUAAACAUACCAGUACGGACUCCUUGACACUCCAUUUUCCCUAUCCAUUACAGAACUAUACUUUCUGUAUAAGAUGCAUUGUAUUAAAACAUUUGAUCAUUAGGAUACCCUGUC
Salvelinus fontinalis (brook trout) is the source of this 1858-nucleotide messenger RNA. Its product is annotated as DNA repair protein RAD51 homolog 1. The record is from RefSeq and is a predicted model, not a curated record. Gene Ontology annotation, biological process: double-strand break repair via homologous recombination; chromosome organization involved in meiotic cell cycle; mitotic recombination-dependent replication fork processing. The coding region runs from base 223 to 1248 and encodes 341 amino acids. NCBI's taxonomy places the organism in Eukaryota, Metazoa, Chordata, Actinopteri, Salmoniformes, Salmonidae. The transcript is spliced from 9 exons. Gene Ontology annotation, molecular function: ATP binding; single-stranded DNA binding; double-stranded DNA binding. Gene Ontology annotation, cellular component: condensed nuclear chromosome.